AUGCAUGUUCGAAUAGCCAGAUGCUCAUUUUGCAACGGCGCAGAACAAUGUGCAAAUAAGGAAACAGUAAUAAGGCAGAAGCUUUUUACAUUAUUGGAGCCUUUAGCUGCAUCACCGCUCAUUUAUAGCAAGAUCGGAAUUAUGGCCAAUGAAUAUGAAACGAAUUAUCCGGUGCCGUACCGAAGUAAGUUAACUGAAUCGUUUGAGCCCGGACAAACGCUUUUGGUAAAAGGCAAAACGGCAGAAGAUUCUGUCAGAUUCACGAUAAAUUUACACAAUGCUUCGGCGGAUUUUAGCGGCAAUGAUGUUCCGUUGCAUAUAUCCGUGCGUUUUGAUGAGGGGAAGAUUGUGUUCAACACAUUCAGUAAAGGGGAAUGGGGCAAAGAAGAAAGAAAAAGUAAUCCUUACAAAAAAGGAGAUGACGUCGAUAUUCGAAUUCGUGCACAUGACAGUAAAUAUACAAUCUAUGUUGACCAGAAAGAAGUGAAAGAGUAUGAACAUCGUGUCCCACUCUCGUCAGUGACGCAUUUCUCGAUUGAUGGUGAUGUGCUUGUUACAUAUAUCCAUUGGGGAGGCAAAUAUUAUCCGGUUCCAUACGAAAGUGGAUUAAGUGGAGAAGGUUUGGUGCCAGGCAAAUCGCUGCUUAUUUUUGCAACACCGGAAAAGAAAGGGAAACGUUUCCAUAUCAAUCUACUCAAAAAAAAUGGUGAUAUUGCACUUCACUUCAAUCCUCGAUUCGAUGAAAAGGCGAUAGUUCGUAAUUCGCUGAUUGCUGGUGAAUGGGGUAACGAGGAACGUGAAGGAAAAAUGAUUCUUGAAAAAGGGAUUGGUUUUGAUUUAGAAAUCAAAAACGAGGAAUACGCCUUCCAGAUAUUUGUUAACAGCGAACGAUAUGCAACAUAUGCUCAUCGCUUGGAUCCUCAUGAAAUCAACGGUCUUCAAAUUGGUGGCGAUCUAGAAGUGAGCGGUAUCCAAAUGCGCUAA
Acanthocheilonema viteae is the source of this 984-nucleotide messenger RNA. The record is from the annotation of a GenBank genome assembly. Lineage: Eukaryota; Metazoa; Nematoda; Chromadorea; Rhabditida; Onchocercidae.